AUGCAGUUCUUGGUGAAGACCCUGACUGUCAAGACCAUCAUCCUCAAGGCUGAGCCCAGUGACACCACUGAGAAGCCCAAAGCUAAACUUCAAGACAAGGAAGAAGGAACCCACCCUACACUUGUGUUUCACCGGUGGGGUAGCAUCAUGGAGCCCUCCCCCCACCAACUCAUCCAGAAGUACAACUGUGGAAAGAUGAUCUGCGACAAGUGCUAUGCCUGCUUGCACCUCAUCAAUGUCAACUGCCACAAGAAAAAGUGUGGCCACACCAACAAAUUGUGA
Molecule: messenger RNA, 282 nt
Organism: Phyllostomus hastatus (greater spear-nosed bat)
Lineage: Eukaryota; Metazoa; Chordata; Mammalia; Chiroptera; Phyllostomidae
Product: ubiquitin-60S ribosomal protein L40-like
Exons: 2
Coding region: 1-282 (93 amino acids)
Biological process (GO): translation
Cellular component (GO): ribosome
Molecular function (GO): structural constituent of ribosome
Source: RefSeq, a predicted model, not a curated record